This is a messenger RNA of Chelonoidis abingdonii (Abingdon island giant tortoise), 838 nucleotides long. It is a transcript of the gene TIMM9, whose product is annotated as translocase of inner mitochondrial membrane 9. Lineage: Eukaryota; Metazoa; Chordata; Testudines; Testudinidae. The record is from RefSeq and is a predicted model, not a curated record.
UCCGCGAGGAGGGUGGGGGGAAAAGGUGGCGAAUUUGCGGGGCGGAAGGAGGAGCUGACACUGCCGGUUCCCCCACGUGUUGAGAGGCGCUGGACGCAGGGCAGGUGGCUGAUUGCAGACCAAUAGAAUAUGGCUGGGCAAAUAUCAGAAUCUGAUCAGAUCAAACAGUUCAAGGAGUUUCUUGGGACAUACAAUAAACUUACAGAAACCUGUUUCCUGGAUUGUGUGAAAGAUUUCACUAGCAGGGAGGUUAAAUCAGAAGAGAUGACGUGCUCAGAACACUGCUUACAGAAAUAUUUAAAAAUGACGCAGAGGAUAUCCAUGAGAUUUCAGGAGUAUCAUAUUCAGCAGAACGAAGCUCUAGCUGCCAAAGCAGGACUUCUUGGGCAACCUCGUUAAACAAAAGAGAAUUCUAUUCCAACCUUGCUUUAAAGCAAUGCCCAUGUUUGUUGGAUUGCAAGUGGAGGUGUUCUGUUGUGGGUGUGUCCACCAGCUCACAACAGAAUUUCAGAGACCAUUUGGUACAUGGAAACCAUUGGGGAAACAAUUAUGGGCUAUACCAGGAGUUGGUAAUGGCCAGCUGGCAAACAGAGCCUAUUUCUGAGGUCCUUUUUUACUGUGCAAUGGAAUAAUGUUAAUAUAACCAUUUCUAGAGGCCUGCAGACUGGUUAUGCUGGUCACUACGUUUGGGGCAGGGGAGGGAGAGGACCAUUUUUUUUGUCUCUUCCACUACGACUAUUAAUUUUAAUGCAAAAAGUGCUGUACAGAAAUAUAUACAAAAAUGUCUUCAAAAUGUUUUUAUUUAAUCAAAGUACAAUAAAUGAGAACUGUUCAGUUU